UCUGCUGCCAGCUCCUUUGGUGAUGAGUGUCAUUACAGUCCAGAGUGUGAAAAUGGUGACAGCCAACAUGUUACUGAGCGUCUUCUUUCUUUCAGCUGCUUUGGCUGUUUGUCCUGAUGAAGCAGACCUUUUCAUCUCUGCACCAGAGCAGAUGGAAGCACUGAGUGGAUCUUGUCUGCAGAUCCCAUGUAACUUUAGAGUUAAACCAGGAGAGAAAUUCAGCAGCACAGGAACAAUCUCUGGAGUGUGGAUUAAACGUUACCCCCGAUUUGGCCAAUAUUCAAACAUUGUGAUUUUCAACAGCAGCGAGAGGAUUAAUACCUACCCAAUGAGUCUGACUGGAGACCUGAGUGAUAAAAACUGCACCACUUUAUUUUCCAGUUUAAUCACUGAUUACACAGACACAUACUACUUCAGGAUUGAGAAACCAUCAUACAGGGCAACAGCUUCUUGUGAUCCUCUUCAGAUAACAGUUAAAGAUUCUGCUCCGAGGCCCAGGAUGAAUCUCUCAGGUGAUGUGAAUGAUCUGAAGGAGAAGCAGUCUGUCACUAUAACCUGCUCAGCUUUCACUCCCUGUCCACACUCCCCUCCUAAACUCACCUGGACUCUCCAACAAGACCCUCACAACAUCAUGGAGCAAGACACAGAUGGAACCUUCACCACUAAAAUCCAGGAGACCAUCACUCUGUCAGACACACAUGAUGGACUCAGCAUCAGCUGUUCUGCAGGAUAUCCUGUGAAUGAAGGAAAAGAUGUGAAGACAGCAGCAGCAGCAGGAAUCACUCUCAGUGUUUCAUAUGCUCCCAGGAACACCUCAGUGUCCGUCAGUCCAUCAGGUUUGGUGUCAGCAGGUAGCUGGGUGAAGCUGACCUGCUCCAGCAGAGCCAAACCUCCCGCCAGCCGCUUCACCUGGUUCAAGAACAGCAAAGAUGGAGCCGUCAGAGUAGCUGGAGGAGACUCUAACAGCCUUAAUGUCACUGAGGGAGGAGAUUAUUACUGUGUGGCUGCAAAUGCUCUCGGUAAUCAGAUGUCAUCAUGGAUUAAUAUUGAAGAGAACUCUGCUGGCGCUCUAAAAUGGGGUUCAGCUCUUGGAGCGAUCAUCUUCAUCCUGUGCCUCGCCAUCUGUGUUUGGUGCUUGAAGUCCAAAUGUCAAACUCCACAACCAACUCAGAGUCCAAAUGGUGAAGAUCCAGCCAGCAAAAGAGAAGAAGACAUCCAUUAUGGAGAGAUCAGCUUCUCCAAUCAGAGAGCUGAAGCGUCCUCAUCCUCAGAGCAGGACAGUGGACAGCAGCAGGAGACGCUGUAUGCACAGGUCAAAGUGUCCAAGACAGCAGAGAAGCCAGACGUCCCCGAGGAUCUCUACGCUCAAGUGAAGAAACACUGA
Molecule: messenger RNA, 1384 nt
Organism: Centropristis striata (black sea bass)
Lineage: Eukaryota; Metazoa; Chordata; Actinopteri; Perciformes; Serranidae
Product: B-cell receptor CD22-like
Exons: 8
Coding region: 23-1384 (453 amino acids)
Source: RefSeq, a predicted model, not a curated record